AUGACCAUGCCUCCGGAAUGCCUGCGAUUCUUCUGCGUUGUGGAUUCCCCUCAUUCCUCCUGGAAAAUCUCGACAAUCCAACGAGAUCUGCUGGAACGUACGGGAGUCGCAGUGAGCAUCGCCUCUGAGUAUUGCUUCUAUGUCGUUCUUAAGGAAGGCGUCGAUGUGGACGAGUUUGAACGUUCUCAAAUGGACAAACUACGAUGGUUGUUAUCGCCGACACCAUUUGACGGUCGUUUAAUGAGCCAUUCUCAGCUGACUGGAACGGUCAAGGAGAUCGGGCCACGACUUACUUUCAAAACGGCCUACUGUACAAAUGCCUUGUCGGCGCUGUCAGCAGCAGGUAUCGAAGAAGUGACACGUCUCGAGCGGACUAUACGAUACCAGUUCGAUGGCGGACCGAUUCCGGAUGAUGAAACGCUUCUCGAGAUCGCCGGUGAUCGCAUGACGGAAUGCAUCUAUACGGAUCAGAUUGAUUUCACGCCUAUACGAGGUCGAGAGAAAGUCCUCGAAAUAGAUGUCCUCGGAGAUUCGACGAACCUUGACAAGGCCAAUGAAGAGCUCGGGUUGGCGUUCGAUGAAAACGAUCUUCUAUACUAUAAAGAUCUAUUCGUCAACAAAUUUCAAGAGCUGUUCGAUUUGGCGCAGUCCGACUCGGAGCACUCUCGUCAUUGGUUUUUCCGUGGAAGACUGAUCGUUGACGGGAACGAGAGAAAGGAGUCAUUGAUGGAUUCAAUACGAGCCACCCAGCAACACUCUAAUCCGAAUAAUAUCAUCGCCUUCUGUGAUAACUCGAGCGCAAUCCGUGGUUUUGACGAUCUUCCGGUUCUUCUCCCAUCCAAUCCAACAACGACAUCACCAUUGGAGGUUCAACGCCACCUCCGGCACCUAACCUACUCAGCAGAAACUCACAACUUCCCAACAGCCGUUUGUCCGUUCCAGGGAGCGACGACAGGUACCGGUGGGCGCAUUCGCGACACACAUGCUACAGGAAGAGGAUCGCACGAAAUCGCCGGCAUAGCAGGAUACUCUGUUGGAAAUCUACAUCUCCCAGACUAUCACAUGAAGUGGGAGGAUAGCGAUGACAAGUUCCCAUAUGCAUUCAGUCAUCCACGAAACGUUCUCAUCGAGGCGUCUAAUGGAGCAUCCGAUUACGGUAACAAGUUCGGUGAACCUGUUGUGUGUGGUUUUGCACGAACGUUUGGACAACGCUUGCAAAAUGGUGAACGAUGUGAAUACAUGACGACCAAACGUCCAAAGCAGAACUGUCGAAAUGGCAUGAUGCUGGCGAAGAUCGGCGGUCCAGUGUAUCGAGUAGGAGUCGGUGGCGGAGCUGCCUCCUCACAAUCUGUCCAAGGUUCACGUGAAUCCGCACUGGAUUUCUGUGCCGUGCAGCGUGGCGACGCCGAAAUGGGCCAAAAAUUGCAUCGAGUGGUUCGAGCCUGCGCCGAGCUAGGCUCAGCAAACCCAAUCUUAUCUAUCCACGACCAGGGAGCCGGUGGUAACGGUAAUGUCCUAAAGGAGUUGGUCGAAGAUGGAGGAGCAGUGAUCAACGCGGAUAGUUUCGAACUGGGAGAUGAGACGAUUUCAGCUCGCGAGUUGUGGACCGCUGAGUAUCAGGUAAGACACCUUAUAGCCCUAUUGGCUGAAGUAGGGAGGCUAGAUACGUCUUCGGGAAACUUCAACCCGAAGGUUCAUCUUGUCUUCCUACUUCAGCACUCAGCCGCGACCUGGAUGGCGCUGGUUCAGUAUCUGGACGCGCCGCAUCUCGCUAAUCCAUUCUGCAGGACCAGCUCUCGAUGA
Molecule: messenger RNA, 1803 nt
Organism: Cooperia oncophora
Lineage: Eukaryota; Metazoa; Nematoda; Chromadorea; Rhabditida; Trichostrongylidae
Source: the annotation of a GenBank genome assembly